UAGCAUCUAAGUUAAUUGUAAAUGCGUAUACCUUAAUUAUGUAGGGUCUAAGUUAAUUCUGAAGGCAUAUGCCUUAAUUAUGUAGAAUCUAAGUUAAUUCUGAAGGCAUAUGGCUUAAUCCAUAGGAUGUUGUUUAAAUCUGAAGGUAAAUGCGUUUAAUUCCAUAGGAUCGGAGUUAAUUCUGAUGGUGUAUGCCUUAAUUAUAUAGGUUCUAUGUUUAUUCUGAAGGUAUAAACCACUAAUUGCAUAGGAUCUAAUUUAAUUCUGAAGACAUAUGCCUUAAUUCAAUAGGCUCUAAUUUAAUUCUGAAGGUAUAUGCCCGUAGUUCCAUAUUAUCUAAGUUAAUUCUGAAUCUAUAUGCCUUUAAUUCCAUAGGAUCUGAGUUAAUUCUGAAGGCUUAUGCCUUAAUUCCAUGGGAUCUAAGUUGAUUGUGAAGGCAUAUGUCUUAAUUAUGUAGGGUUUAAGUUAAUUCUGAAGUCAUAUGCCUUAAUUCCAUUAGAUCUAACUUAAUUCUGAAGGCAUAUGCUUUAAUUAUGCAGGGUAUACGUUAAUUGUGAAGGCAUAUGACUUAAUCAUAUAGGUUCUAAGUUAAUUCUUAACGAAUAUGCCUUAAUUAUGUAGGGUCUAAGUUCAUUUAGAAGGCAUAUUACUUGACUAUGUAGGGUCUAAGUUAAUUCUGAAGGUAUAUACCUUCAUUCUAUCGGAUCUGAGUUAAUUCUGAAGGCAUAUGCCUUUCAUUCCAUAGGAUCUAAGUUAAUUCUGAAGGCAUAAGCCUAUUUUAUGUGGGAUCUAAGUUAAUUAUGAAAGCAUAUGCCUUAAUUGCAUUGGAUCUAAGUUAAUUCUGAGGGACUAUGCCUUAAUUAAGUUGCAUUUAAGUUAAUUCUGAAGGCAUAUGCCUUACAUCCGUAGGCUCUAAUUUAAUUAUGAAGGUAUAUGGCUUUAAUUACAAAGGAUCUAAGUUAAUUCUCAGCGAAUAUGCCUUAAUUCCAUAGCAUCUAAGUUAACUCUGAAGGCAUAUGCCUUAAUUAUGUAGCGUCUAAGUUAAUUCUGUAGCCAUAUGCCAUUAAUUGCCACGGAUCUAAGAUAAUUGUGAAGGCAUAUGCCUUAAUUCCAUGGGAUCUAAGUUAAUUCUGAAGGCAUAUGCCUGAAUUAUGUAGAAUCUAAGUUAAUUCUGGAGGCAUAUGCCUUAUUUUCAUAGUAUCUAAGUUAAUUGUGAAGGCAUAUGCCUUUAAUUCCAUAGGGUCUGAGUUAGUUCUGAAGGCAUAUGCCUGAAUUAUGUAGUAUCUAAGUUAAUUGUGAAGUUAUAUGCCUUAAUUCCAUGGGAUUAAACUUUAUUCUGAAGGUAUAGGCCUUAGUUAUGUAGGGUCUAAGUUAAUUCUGAUGGCAUAUGCCUUAAUUCCAUAAGAUCUAAGUUAAUUCUCAAGGCAUAUGCCUUAAUUACGUAUGUUGUAAGUUAAGUCUGAAGGCAUUUGCAUUAAUUCCAUAGGAUCUCAGUUAAUUCUGAAGGCGUAUGCCUUAAUUAUGUGGGGUCUGAGUUAAUUCUGAAGGCAUAUGCCUUAAUUCCAUAGGAUCUAAGUUAAUUAUGCAAGCAUAUGCUUAAUUAUGUAGAAUCUAUGUUAAUUCUGAAGGCAUAUGCCUUAAUUCCAUAGCAUCUAAGUUAAUUCUGAAGGCAUAUGCCUUAAUUCCAUUUUAUCUAAGUUAAUUCUAAAGGCAUGUGCCUUAAUUAUUUAGCGUCUAAGUUUAUUCUGCAGGCAUAUGCCUUAAUUCCAUAGGAUCUAAAUUGGUCAGAUAACCAGCUUGCUCAGCCAGCUAUGCAUAGUGCAGCUCACAGAAGGAGCUGUGGCAGGUCAGGGUGCUGCUACCCCGAGAAAUACACACAUUUUCCAGCCAGCCAUGUUAAAAAACAAGAGCGGAGCCGUGUUCGAGAAGAAGAGCUGUAGGAGGAUUGGGAGAUUCUCCUCCGACAUACACAAAGCUUAGCUAGCCACCUGUGAUGCUGCACGUGGGAAGAGCUGUAGAAGAAUGUGGUGCUGCCACCUCAAGGAAGGCAAAUCCUAUCCGCCCAGCUGUGUCCCUGUAUAAGGAAGAAGCUGUAGGAGGAUCUCAAUCUCCUGACCAGACAGACACAAAUCCUAGCCAGCCACCCAUGAUGCUGCACGAGGCUGGAGCAGUAGGAAGAUCGGGACAUUCUACUCCAAAAAAUACAAGCCUCAGCCAGCCGUCUGUGCUCCAGAACACGACAGGAAGUGGAGCCGGAUGGGGGGGCACUACUCUAACAAAGACAGACGUCAGCCAGCUACCCGUGAUCCAGCACACGGAAGGAGCUGAGAAAGGAUUGGGUGAUGCUACCCUGGUAGACACAGAUCUUAACCAGCCAGCCGUGAUCCAGCACACCGGAGGCGAUGGAGGACGUGUUGUUCGUGCCCGGAGAAACACAAACCUUCUCCAGCCAGCCACGCUGCAGCACGAAGGAGGAUCUGCAGGAGGACGGGGUGCUCCUGCAGCCGUUGUGCAGCCUCCUGCGCUCACAAAGAGCUCCUCGGGUGGCAGCCGCGAUGGAGCAGGACUCUCUGGUGCCUCCGGUGUUGGAGCUGCAGGCAAGAAAGGCGCAGCGUCCUUGCAGAAAGCGAGCUCUGCGUUAAGCGGUGCAAACCCGGCUGGUGACUACAGAGAUGAACAGCAGAGACUUGUGGAGUGGGUAGCAGAAGACAUGGUGACCUGGGAAUCUUCUGGACAGUGGAUGUUUUCAUGCUACUGUCCUGAGAAGGGCAAGCCUAAUGUUUCAGACUUUCCAGAGAUCUCCCCUGAGGAGCUGCACCUGGGGUAUUACAUCUGCAGUGCCAAGAAGGGCACAGGACUCUACAUAAACGCUGUCCAUCAGUAUGUGCAGCAGUGGAGAACCAGGCUGCAGGAGCUGAAGGUUUUAAACGCCUGGAGAACAGCAUCGAUGCUCCUUUGGAGAGAGGAAGCGGACACUGAACCAUUCCUGUUUCUUGGAUUGGGAGGACAGCAAGCCCCAAGCCCUGGGUUCCCAAGCUCUGCAGCCAACAGCAGCAGUCCUUCAGUUCCAUCCGCAGCCUCCCUUCAAGCUCCUGGAGCGGCCGCUGGCCGUGGACUGUGGGGCUUCCGGGCGCUGGGAGCUCGGCUGCUGCAAACCCUGCCCGCACCGCUCCGCUUGCUGUCGCUGCUCCCAAGGCAGCUGCAGAGACUUCUCAGCCGGGAGCAAGCAGCGCUUCGGCCGCACCGACAGCCGGUGCCUCUGGACACAGCGCCGCGUCCGCGCCUCUGCAUCCCCACGGCAUCAGAGCAGGCAGCUCUGCGCACCGAGGAGGGAACUGAGGGCCGGAGAGCUGGAGCAGCUAAGGGCCAAGAAGAUCAGGCAAGGAAAGAUCCCUGAGGCCAUGACCAGCGGACCUUUAUACGACAAGGAUUGGAGUUAAUUCUGAAGUUAUGAGCCUUAAUUCCAUAGCAUCUAAGUCUAUCUAGAAGCACUGUGCCAUAAUUCCAUAGGAUCUAAGUCAAUUCUGAAGUUCUGUGCCCUAAUUCCAUAAUACCUAACUUAAUUCUGAAGUUUUAUGACUUAAUUCCAUAGCAUUUAAGUUCUAAAUUCUGAAGGUAUAUGCCUUUAAUUAUAUAGGAUCUAAGUUAAUUCUGAAGGCAUAUGCCUUAAUUAUGUAGGGUUUAAGUUAAUUCAGAAGGCAUAUGCCUUAAUUCCAUGGGAUCCAAGUUAACUCUGAAGGCAAAUGCCUUAAGUCCAUAGAAUCUAAGGUAAUUCUGAAUGUAUAUGCCUUAAUUCCAUAGGAUCUCAGUUAAUUCUGAAGGCAUAUGCCUUAAUUAUGUAAGGUUUAAGUUAAUUCUGAAGGAAUAUGCCUUAAUUAUGUAAGGUCUAAGUUAAUUCUGAAGGUAUAUGACUUUAAUUACAUAGGAUCUAAGUUAACUCUGAAGGCACAUGCCUUUAUUGCAUAGGUUGUAAGUUAAUUCUGAAGGCAUAUGCCUUAAUUAUGUAUAGCGUAAGUUAAUACUGAAGGCAUAUGCCUUAAUUAUGUAGGAUCUAAGUUAAUUCUGAAGGCAUAUGCCUUAAUUAUGUAGGAUCUAAGUUAAUUCUGAAGUCAUAUGCCAUUAAUUGCAUAGGAUCUAAGUUAAUUCUGAAGGCAUAUGCCUUAUUUUCAUAGCAUCUAAGUUAAUUGUGAAGGCAUAUGGCAUAAUCCAUAGGAUGUUAUUUAAAUCUGAAGGUAAAUGCGUUUAAUUCCGUAGGAUCUCAGUUAAUUGUGAAGGCAUAUGCCUUAAUUAUAUAGGAUAAAAUGUCAUUCUGAAGGCAUAUUCCUUAAUUCCAUUGGAUCUAACUUAAUUCUGAAGGCAUAUGCUUUAAUUAUGCAGGGUCUAAGUUAAUU
Molecule: messenger RNA, 4391 nt
Organism: Lagopus muta (rock ptarmigan)
Lineage: Eukaryota; Metazoa; Chordata; Aves; Galliformes; Phasianidae
Product: nucleoporin NUP42-like
Exons: 8
Coding region: 1994-3397 (467 amino acids)
Cellular component (GO): nuclear envelope
Molecular function (GO): nuclear export signal receptor activity
Source: RefSeq, a predicted model, not a curated record